Molecule: messenger RNA, 1692 nt
Organism: Adineta steineri
Lineage: Eukaryota; Metazoa; Rotifera; Eurotatoria; Adinetida; Adinetidae
Source: the annotation of a GenBank genome assembly
AUGGAACAAUCUACUGCAUCACCACGAACUACAACAAUAAAUAUCGAUGAUAUUAUUACAGUUCUUCGCAUUGCUACACAAAAUCAAUAUAGUGCUCGAGAACUUCAUACAACGAAUGCAACAAUUGAAUUAAAUUUCACAAGUCUUUUUGGACAAGAUUAUGAAUAUCAAUUAAUAUCUAAUACAAAUGGUGAAUUAUCUUUAUAUUAUCCACGACGAAUUCUUGUUCCUACAAUUGAUAAAUGGUCAAAUAUAACAACAUCAAAAAUACAAACUACACUCGAUCUUCGUGAUUAUUUUGUUCGAUCUCGUAUUGCUCGAUGUCGCUCACGAUUUGUUGUUCCUGUUAUAUUAAUUGAUGGAAAAUACAUCUGUCGAUCUUCAACAGUUGCUUCUUGGGGUGAAGUCUAUUCUCGUUCAGGUGUUGAUCGUUUAUUAGAUACAAGUACUCGUACAACAGCUCCAUUGAUACUUGAUUCUCCAGUGAAUCCAUCUGGAGUCACCACUGAUCUUGAUGGACCACCAAAUAUUGCAAUUGAAGGUGCUGCUGCCGCUGCUGCUUCGUCAAAUACUGAAGUACCUCAACAACAAAAUAUAUUUGAUAAACUUCGUGGUGCUGAUAUUGAUCUAUUAAAAGUACUUGAUGUUAGUUCAAUCGUUAAUUUAAUGGUUGAAAAACGAAAAAUAAUGUUUGGCGUUAAUGUAACAUCAUCAGAAAAUUCAGAUAAAGAAAAUCGUUAUCGAGAUUUUCAAUUGUUAAUUCUUCCUUAUCCAGGAUGUGAACAUUUUCGAGAUUUUUCAGUGCAAAGAUAUAAUGGUGAAUUAAUGUUUUAUGAUUGGUCAUUACCAUUAAAUGAUUCGUCAUUUCAUGUGCCUGAACGUGUUUCAUCUCUUGUAAAAACAGAUUGGUCAUUUUGGAAGUCAUGGAAUUCAAUUGAUCUCACUAAAAAUUAUCUUCAAUUAAUUAUACGUCAUCUUGAAAUAGAUGAACAUGGACUUUUGGUACAUUGUAUAUCAGGUUGGGAUCGUACGCCAUUGUUUAUAUCUCUAUUACGUUUAUCAUUAUGGGCUGAUGGUUGGAUUCAUCAAUCACUUACUGUUGAGGAAAUCCUCUAUUUGACUUUAGCUUAUGAUUGGUAUUUAUUCGGACAUUGCUUACCUGAACGAUUACUUCGUGGCGAAGAAAUUCUUUAUUUUUCUUUUAUGAUGCUUCCACAUUUAUGUUCCAACGACUUUGUUUAUAAACGAUCGAAUAAUCCUCCGAAUUCACAGUUAAACACUACUACGUCAGAUCGAUCUGAAAGUGUUUAUUCUAUUAGUGCUUUGACACGUUUGAAUGAUGCUAAUUCAAAUUCUUCACCUCCAGUCGAUACCACUGAUCAUUCAACAAUAAAUUUUAAUCGAAAUGCAGAUGAAAUAUCAUUUGCUCAAAAAUCUGACUUAAAUUCGAACGAAGAACAUGAAAAUACAAGUUCGCCACCAAAAACAAUUCGUGAAGAAAAAUUACUUGCUGUUUCUCAUCUUUUUCAAUUAUGUUAUCGAACUGUGAUACCAAAUCGACCACCACCAGUUGCUUCCAAUACAAAUCUAUUACCACAAGGCCUGAGUGCAUUUAAUCCUAGGCCAAUCGGACGAGAAAUAGCUCGUUCAUUUAAUAAUUUUAUCGGUCAAUGGCGCACUCAACCUCGUUGA